AUGGCGCUGAAUGUGAAAAAGAAGGGCCCUGGCAGUAAGAAGCAGUCCAUGACCUUGGCUAGUGCAUUCCAGGGCCUGCAGCUGGAGCGCGAGGCAUGCCUGGCCUCCAACUACGCUCUAGCCAAGGAGAACCUGGCACUGCGGCCCCGCCUGGAGAUGGGCCGCGCUGCCCUGGCCAUCAAGUACCAGGAGCUUCAGGAGGUGGCCGAGAGCUGUGCAGACAAGCUGCAGCGACUGGAGGAGAGCAUGCACCGCUGGAGCCCCCACUGCGCGCUGGGCUGGCUGCAGGCUGAGCUGGAAGAAGCUGAGCAGGAGGCGGAGGAGCAGAUGGAGCAGCUGCUGCUGGGGGAGCAGAGCCUGGAGGCUUUCCUGCCCGCCUUCCAACGAGGCCGUGCCCUGGCCCACCUGAGGCGGACCCAGGCGGAGAAGCUGCAGGAGCUGCUGCGGCGCCGGGAGCGGUCUGGCCAGCCAGCCCCCACUGCUGCUGCGGAUCCCCCCAAAUCCUUCCCCGCUGCUGCUGUCCUGCCCACUGGGGCCACCCGGGGGCCACCAGCAGUGCCCCGGAGCCUGCCCCCCUUGGACUCCCGCCCAGUGCCCCCGCUGAAGGGCUCCCCCGGGUGCCCUCUAGGCCCAGCCCCUCUGCUGAGCCCUCGGCCCUCGCAGCCAGAGCCCCCCCACCGGUAG
Messenger RNA from Lipotes vexillifer (Yangtze River dolphin), 684 nucleotides. RefSeq names its product VPS37D subunit of ESCRT-I (gene VPS37D). The transcript is spliced from 4 exons. Gene Ontology annotation, biological process: ubiquitin-dependent protein catabolic process via the multivesicular body sorting pathway; protein targeting to vacuole; protein targeting to membrane. Gene Ontology annotation, cellular component: ESCRT I complex. The record is from RefSeq and is a predicted model, not a curated record. Bases 1 to 684 code for a protein of 227 amino acids. Lineage: Eukaryota; Metazoa; Chordata; Mammalia; Artiodactyla; Lipotidae.